UCAUAUCAAAUAUAUCAUGUUCGUUCUUCUAUUCAUAUUCAUGUAAAUGAAAAUCGAGAUGGAAAGAUUUCCUAGACUUCCCCAAACCCUCGAUCCCUAACUUUUCAUCUCUUUUUUCUUUUUUCCUUUUUCCUCAUUGUUUGCAUGAACUUCAUCUGAACUAUUAUUUCAUGGAGUCCUAGUCUUGGUCUCACUUGAGUCUACCCUUCGUAUGCGGAACAUCCGGACCCCUCUCUACUCAACCAAAUGAGGUAAACGUUUAGAUAUUGUAUCAAUUUAACAUAGGGGAGAAAUCUCUAUUGCAUUGCAUCGCUUUUGGAGGUGUAUCUAAGAUCGAGGUGUUCGAGAAGAGAUUUGAUACCUGCAGACAGUCCAGACAGCAAUAGCUACAAUAUCUACAAGAUCUACCAUAUAUACAAUAUUCUUCUAUCGGUCUGAUCCUCUCUCUCUAUACAAAAGUACUUGUUGAUUUAUUUCAUUCUCUCAUUCUCUCCCUUCCUCUCUCUCUCUCUCUCUCUCUAUACAUCUACAUAUACGUCUACAUCUACAAAUACAUCUACUCUCUUCCUAAAUUUACUGUACAUCGUCUAAAUCUAAACCGUUCACAUUCUUUUAUUCUUCUAUUCUAUCAUUGUGUUAUUACCUUAUUCUAUCCUCUUCUCCUUUCCCAAUAAAAUGAAAUAAUGGUUAAUGUCGCCCUCUCACUCACGUUAUCAGCUGGAAUGUCUCCUACACCCAGCAGCACAUUUUGCGGUCUUCAUCGUCCCUCACAUUCUCACUCCAAUCUAAAGAAAGACGCCGCCCAACAAGAUAUUUCCGACGCUGUCUCCACGACUUCCUCCAAAUUCCGCAAACAAUUAGUAGCAAAUGCACGACCUCUUCUUCUCCGUCGUCGCGAUACCUCAGGUACAACUCAAAGUCUGCCAAAUUUAAGUUCGAAAUCAAAAUCAAAGUCGAGUCUUCGAGAUCAAGAUAAAUUCGAUGGCGACGACAAUUCACAUUCCUCAAUUUCAGUACCACCCGGUCGAAACCUCAAGUUAAAGAAAUCUCAACCACCCGGUUCCACUUCACCCAAUUUUUCCCUCCCACUCAAUAAUAAUAACAAUUCUAAACGUCCAUCCGUCGAUUUUCAAUGGGCGCGUGAGGAUCAAUUGAGUGUUAUUCUAGAAUAUUUGGAAGAAACUACACGUAGCGGAAGUACUCCCAAUUCAGAGACUGCCGAUCCAUUAAGUCAUUCCAAUUCUAAUCCAGCAACUCCGCUCGCAUUACCGCAACCCCCCCAAACAAAAACCCCACCUCUCGCAAUCCCCGAAACAAUACGAGAAAACUUGUCUCCGACACCUACAUCAUCACCUCGCACACCAAAGUUUAAUAAAAUCGGUGUUCGUGAACGCGCAAGUAAUUCGAAAAUUCCAAGUUAUUCUUAUUCGAGAACUCCUUCUACACCUUCGACUCUCAAUACCGCUUUCACAAAUUCAUCAACACCUUCCAGACCCCAAAACCUGAUAAGAAGAAGUGAACAACGAAAUCUGGAGGAUAAAUUCAGAGAAAUAAGAGAAGGGUUGAGAGAUAAAGAUCGUGCGGAUCCAAUUGAUUUUUCAAGCAGCGCAUUGGGAAUCAAAAUGGCUAGCAGUAUUGGUAGUGAGAGGGGAACACCGGAGAUGGUACCAAGACCCAUUGCGCAUCCGCCAAAAGAUCUCGAAUCCAUAGCCCGCAUAGAUUCAUCUCUCAUCUUCGAACAUUUCACCACUUCCGAUGCCUGGGUUCUCGGAUCCGCUCUCCGUGAGCGUCUCCUUCCUCAUCCAACUCCAGUCGUUAUUUCCAUCUCCCUUUCAAACGCCAAUCAAGUUCUUUUCCACUGCUGUACCCAUUCUGGAACCAUGCCCGAUAAUGAUUCUUGGGUUUCGCGAAAGAGAAAGACGGUUUUGAGAUGGGGUGUUUCAACAUGGUAUAUGUGGUGUAAAUUUGAAGGGGAUGAGAGUGCUUUUGCGCGCAAAUAUGGAUUGGGGAAUGAAGCGGGAGAAUAUGCGAUUCAUGGGGGUGGAGUACCGAUUAGAGUUACAGGUGUGGAGGGAGUGGUAGCUUGUGUGGUUGUCAGUGGAUUGAAACAGUGGGAGGAUCAUGGAGUUAUUGUCGAAGUUAUUCGUGAUUUGUAUUAUUGAGCGGAUUUGUGAGUUUGUGCGUGCAUCGUGAGUCUAGGUGAUUUGGACAAUCGAAUAUGGACGCGGUGUUUUUUUCAUAUUCUGCGACUUGCAUAUAAAGGAUGGAUGCAUGGAAUUACGGGAUGUUUUAAACUUGGCUUGGAUGGUUCGGUAUGGUUUGGUUGAAUGGUUCGCAUUGUUUACGCGCGUUAAUGAAUGCGCACAUGGUAUAUGUUGAAAGGGGAAGUUAAGAAAAUGGAGGGAAAAAGGAAGGGAAGAGCAGCGAUGAUUGAUGAUUAAAGAGAAGAAAGGUCAUCAGCAAGAAUAGAACAGGAUGGAAUGGAGAAAAGGGUGUUUAUGUAUAUACGUAUGUAUAUAAGUAUACCCAAGCCUAUCAGUGGCUAUGGCGAUGAAU
Messenger RNA from Botrytis byssoidea, 2556 nucleotides. RefSeq lists its product as uncharacterized. Bases 684 to 2162 code for a protein of 492 amino acids. Gene Ontology annotation, biological process: post-translational protein targeting to endoplasmic reticulum membrane. The record is from RefSeq and is a predicted model, not a curated record. Lineage: Eukaryota; Fungi; Ascomycota; Leotiomycetes; Helotiales; Sclerotiniaceae. Gene Ontology annotation, cellular component: TRC complex. The transcript has 2 exons.